Molecule: messenger RNA, 438 nt
Organism: Ixodes scapularis (black-legged tick)
Lineage: Eukaryota; Metazoa; Arthropoda; Arachnida; Ixodida; Ixodidae
Exons: 5
Coding region: 1-438 (145 amino acids)
Source: RefSeq, a predicted model, not a curated record
AUGAAAGCUGCCUUGAUGCACGGGUUGCUGAUAGCAGCGUUCGUAUGCAUGCAGUUGUCCCAAUACGAAUCAGCAAUGACACAUGACGACGCCUUUUAUGAGAGAGUUUUGGGAAGAGACCCCGGUAUAUGCGGUGGUUGGUAUAGAGACCGUAGCAAAACGGAAGACAUUAUGAAAUGCGUUUUGAAUGAGGUACCACACGCUGUAAAAAAACAAUGGGAAGACUAUAUGGACAAAAAUUCCCUAAACGUAACCGAACUCGCUAGCGAAAUCUGCAACCUUACAACAAUAAUGCCUAGCAGCUUCGUUUGGUAUGGGGACGGCGUAUCGACGAAAGAAUACAAUGACCUAGCCGAGAAGGCUGGUAUUGAGUGCACAGCAAAAAUAACCGGCUGGAGCAGCGAAUCCCGCCUUGUGGCUGCACCUUCCCAGGUGUGA